AUGGAGACGCAGUAUAGAAGAAGGGGAGCAAGAGGAGGAACAUUUCUACAGAAAAGAAAAGAGAGAAAGACAUCCAAACAAAAUGGAAUCUUCAAUCUUUCACAAAAGGAAUUAACUAAGCCUCAAAUGAGUCUACUAGCCAAGGGUCUGAAAUUUGCUCCAACUAAGCCAAUAGACAAAUUUAGUGUGUAUUUAGACCUUAAUCGAUUUAAACGUAAGCUUUGUCUAAAAAAUUUUUUUUUUAAACAUCCAGUUACUUAUAACCCUAUAGGUAUUUACGAGUCAGAUAUUAUCCAUACAGACCUAAAAGAGAACUCCAUCUUCUUUCCUCGCCAUUUUAUUUUUGAAGAAAUGACGACGUUCGAAAAGAUGGUAAUGAGCGAUAUCAACAAAAUUAAGAAACCUAAGUCAG
Messenger RNA from Pelobates cultripes (western spadefoot toad), 412 nucleotides. The record is from the annotation of a GenBank genome assembly. NCBI's taxonomy places the organism in Eukaryota, Metazoa, Chordata, Amphibia, Anura, Pelobatidae.